This is a messenger RNA of Penicillium atrosanguineum, 4281 nucleotides long. Its product is annotated as Transcription initiation factor IIF beta subunit. Lineage: Eukaryota; Fungi; Ascomycota; Eurotiomycetes; Eurotiales; Aspergillaceae. The record is from RefSeq and is a predicted model, not a curated record. Bases 1 to 4281 code for a protein of 1426 amino acids. The transcript is spliced from 3 exons. Gene Ontology annotation, molecular function: protein binding.
AUGUCCGCAACUGAGAUUAAAGAGGACUAUAACCUGCAGGAGGCAUGGGACCGGGCGUGCGCGUCAUUCGCACAGACAACCAAAGUCGAUCUCACUAUAACGCCAAAAUAUACUGUUGAUGAGGUGCUUGACCAAAUUCAAACAAAGCAAGAUGAGGACGACGAGCGAAACAACAAAUACAAGGUCGCAAAAGAUGUGAUCGGCAAAACAUUGACCUUUAUCACGGUCCUGGGGGGCAUAGCUGCGCAGGGUGCUAGUAUGGUUUUUGCCCCCAGUAGCCUGUGUUUCAAUGCAAUCUCUUAUCUUAUUAGCACCGGAGCUAAGUACAAGCGCAUUUUUAGCAGUCUAGCAGAGCUAUUCCAGCGCAUUUCGGAUGUGCUAGAGCGCUGUAAGAUUUACAUGCGCCUGCCUCCAGACGCAGUGGACAUAUCCCUUAGGAAGAUCAUUAACGAAGAGUUGGUAUGCUUUGUCGACAUCUGUGCACUUUCCAUCAAAGUUCUCAAGGGGCACAAAAUCUUCACUGCGCUCAAGGUUUUUGCCUUCGACGGCGACGAAGGCGUCAGUGGUGAGCUGAAUCGCCUGGCUAAUCUCGUUGAGCGUGAGUCUCAAAUGCGGGGGACGCUGGGAUUCGAGUCGCAAAAGAUUAGCGAGAUGGUGAUCAUUGAGAACCGAGAUGGGACUAGGAAAAUCAAUGCCUCUGUGGAUAGCCUCAUCAAUUUCGAGAAGAAAAGAGAUGUGGAAAGUGCCUCCAAAAGGAUUCUGAAGAAUAUCGAUUCAAAUCUUGACACUCCGAGUGAGAGCUACAAGAUUGUUCAGACUACCUACAGACGCCUUCUGAAUGAACAAGUCGAAGGCAGUGGGGCUUGGCUUCGAAGUGAUCCAUUGUACACUGCAUGGACCUCCACUCAGGAUUCAUCCUUGUCCAUACUCGGAAUCUCUGGAGCUGAAGGAUAUGGCAAGUCUUUCCUUUUCGCCGCCAUCACUAAGGACUUGCAAGAAAUAGAUCCCCAGGCUACGGAGGAUCUGACGUGCACCUCCGCUGCCUUCUACACGUUUGAACAGGGGUUGGAUGAUGCAUCUCUGACGAAAGCUCUGAAAGUGCUUGCAUGGCAGGUUGCCAAUACAGAUAUUGUUUAUCGCAAAGAUUUGAGCUCUGUUCAGCUAUCCGGUGUGAACCAGGUAGAAAACCUCUGGGAGCUUCUAUUUGCGAAGUCCUACAAGAGCGACUCGAGUUUCUUCCUCCUGUUCGACAGCGUUGACAGGAUGGAUACAGCUCACUUCAAAGGACUCAUCCAGCUUCUGACAAAUUUACAGGCUGUGUCUGAAACCUGGCCUCGCUUCAAACUCCGGAUUCUGCUGUCUGGGCGGGACGAAACAAUAGGGAACAUUAAAAGGCAAAUUGGAGAAGAUUUCGCCGUGAUUGAUGUGGCUUCCAAGAACAGUGAUGACUUGCGCAACUUCAUCACCGACCGCAUGAACAAAAUGGACAUUCUCAGUGGUUCAUCGGAUCAAGUUCUUCAUCUGCGGCAGGAGAUCUUACAAGCCCUCAUGACCGAAACGCAUGGUGAUUUUGUCAAUGUUGGUCUGAUCUUGCAUGAAAUCAGUGGAAAGCAGCGCCCGGGCGAAAUUCGAGACAUCUUGUCUCGAUCAGGAGGAAAUCGGUCUGACACGAUCGUGAGAAAGAUGGAGCUCCUGAAUGAAACACUAAGUGACGAUGACAUCUCCGACCUGAACACUCUCCUCACCUGGGUCGUGUUUGCCAAACGCCCCCUCAGUUUGCAGGAGCUGGAAGCAGUCCUUUUUCUUAAAACUCGAGAGUCUUCUCUCCGAUCACUAGCGGAGAAGAUCACGAACCAGUACUCCUCGCUGCUUCGCAUCCUUGGCGAACCACACCCCGUCACCAAAAUCACCCCGCCAGCGUCAAAGGUGAUGCUAGUGUCUGACUCCAUCGAGGAGUUUCUACGGACGGAGUUGCAACCAGGCGACCCCGAAGAUGCCCAGAACUUGAAUCGUAUUGGCGAUGUCGAUGAGGUUGAGGUCAGGAUUGUCCGGCGAUUUCUGGAGUCUGUUUGCGACCCGAAAUUGUUCAAUAAAUUCGGGUUUGAUGAUUUCUUCCAGCGAAAACUUAAGGGAAAGUCUGCUCGCGCUGGAGUGGAUAUUGAAACAGCGAAUCUGAGAAUCGUGGCAGAUUGCUUAGAGGUCAUCUGCUCCAGCGAAUCGCCAGAUUCAGCCCCGUUGCUCGAUUAUGCAAUCGCCUGCUUCGCUGGCCAUCUCAUGGACGCCGAUCCUUCUCUGACACAACCACAACACAAAAUGGCGCUCGGUCCUCGGUUAGUGCAACUGUUUGCAGACGAGGCUACUAUUGCGCAAUGGUGGACCACGGAAAAUACCUGGCUUCGGGCAAUGUGGAUCUUCGACGAUGAAUAUACCGACGUCAUGUUGAGAUGGCUCCAAGACUCUGCCUUCACGAAGAACCUCUCGAGUGAUCAAAUCAGGUGGGUGAAAAGUCUGAGUUCCAAGUCCGAGCCUGAUGCAGAUCUUCUCGAACACAUCGCCCGGUUCAUGGGGCGCAGAUGGUUACAGGAAGGCACGGAGGGCAUUGUUUACACUUUCGCCGCGAUACAUGGGUAUCUCACAAAGAUCGAGAGCCGAAAAAAUCCUAGCCUCGAUCGAUUCGAUAUCAAUGCAGAAAUUGAGGACGUCGAAACCAGUCGGAUUUUCGACGCUGCGCAAUGGGUACAGCACCAGAUUGGAUUGGAUAAAUUGGGCUAUGAAGAGACUCGUAACCUGGCACGCACGCUCCGAGAUCUUGCCAGACACCCUGAGGCCAUUGAACAAUUCAAGAUCGCGUCCUCCCUCCAGAGUGACAACUGGCUUUCGCAAUGGGGGCUAGCAGGCUGCUAUGCCUCCCAAAGAGAGUACAAGAUGGCGAUCGAGGUUUUGGAGGCAACGGCGAAGUCAAUUGAGUCCGGCGAAAUAGCAGACGCUGAUGAGGCUAAAUUAGAGCUCUUUUGGAUAUCGCGCGAGCUCGCUGAAUGGAACAAGGAGGCUGGUAAUACCGAUCAAACGCUCGCAAUUUACAAGAGCAUACUUCAGGUCGAGCCGGAUGACUACGAAACGGCGCUUUCGUUGAUGACGUUCUUCCACGAGAACAAUAACUACCAAGGUCUGCUUGAAUUCCUACAAUCGCGCAAGGACUCGACGGAUAAAGCGACGGGACGAGAUCAUCGCACGGAAGCGUUCCACGCGCACUACGACAACGAGAAGUACCAUGAAGCUCUCUUCGCGCUAGCUUACAAUACCGAACAUUUCGAAGCCAUUCUCGAAAGCUAUAAUAUCGCUGUCAAUGCUGCAAAGAAGCGAUACACCGAAGCCAGACAAGCUGGCAAUAUCGCCGAAGAGGAGUUUGGCCGGGUCUGCCAGGCCCUACUCAUGCACAGGGCUGCUCUUCUAUGCUAUAACAAUACCACCAACAUCGAAGAGCACAGGGAAUUUGCCAUCGACCAAUGGGUACUUAUUCUGCAGAUGGAUGAGCCCAGUGAGUCGUAUCUUCCAAUUGCGAAAUCGAUGGUUCGCAAGAAACUGGCGACUGUCUGUUUCCAGGAAGCUCGACGUGAUCCGGCCACUGCCGAGCAGUAUUUAGAGCAUCUUGAGCAGACGGCGUCUUUAAAAAAGAAAGGUUAUUGGGAAGGGACAUACGAGGAGACAUACCCAAUGCGGCUCAUUUCCCGGUGGUACGCGUUGCAGGGCGACGAACACAAGGCCAAGGAUACUUUGCGGGCUCCUGUCAAGGUUUACCUUGAUCUUCUUUCGGACGAGGAUCCGCUCAACGACUGGCAGGGCUAUCACGGAUUGGCAAUGCAUCUGAUGUCUGCGGGCCAGGAUGCCGACGCCCUCGCCGCAUGGUCUUUGAUUGUUCCAAUCGACGACAUGGAGACUGAAGACAAUCUUUCGGAAACAGAUAGCAAGCCAGCUGAGCUUCAAGGCCCAAUGCUAGACAUAUGUGAUGGGCGUUGUAGAACCAAAUGGUCAUUCGCAGACAACAUCUACGUGUGUAGAGACUGUGACUAUGUUGAGUUUGAUGAAGGCUGCCUGAAAAAGCUCCGAGAAGGAACCUUGGUCCCUGAAGUUUGUGGAAAGAACCAUGAGAUGCUGCAUGUUCCCUCGUAUGAUGCAGCCGACCGCGAGAAGAUCGGCGCAGGCAAUGUAAAGGUUGGAGAGCACAUUCUUCCGGUUGAAGAAUGGCUUCAGCGGCUUAAGACAGACUGGGCGAUCAAAUGA